CAAAAGUGAGGUUUUUUUUAUUUUUCUUAAAAGCCAGUUGCGGUUACGGAUCUUUUUAUCUCAUAUAACAUAAAUCGCGGUUUUGAUUAUUUAAACCAAUCACAAUGGUUGCCAAACUAUAAUUAUCUAUUUAUUGAACGAAUCCAGAUUGUAUAUUAUAUAAACAAGAGUUACAAAUCAGUCAUUGUCUGUAUUAAAAAAUAUAUAUUUUUCGUUUAUUUUCCUAUUCAUUUUAGAUGCCAAUUAUGAAAACAAAAAAAUAUAUUUUAAGAGACGUAUUUAAAAGCAGCUUCUUGAUCUCUAUUGUAAGUAUAUGGUUGAAAAAAAAUUUCCGUAAACGGAGAAAACUAUUCCUCCAUAUACGAAAAUUUCAGACGAAUAGUUAGAGAACUAGAUUUUAAAUAUUAACAUAAUACGCAUAGUUAUAUGAUAAAGAGAACGCAUUCAAUUCGCUAAAAUAAAUACGUCUCGUAAGUGUUCGAGAUAUGGCGACGGCUACAGUCGUAGCAGCUGAGCAGGCGAGCGGGCAGCGGCCGCCGCGAGUGACCCCAACAGUUGGUCGCCGGAUGGAGUAAGCGGACAUUGUCCGGCAAGACACGCUUGACUGGUGCGCGCUCUGUUGCACCGAUCUUUCACCUUCGCAAUAUUGACGCCUAUAAAACCUUGUCAUUUCAAUAAUGUGAAGUUACUUUCAUUCCACCACAAACGAAGAAUACAACUCCACCGUCUGAAAAGCAAUUUACAUUUAAGUAUCUCAAUUGGGUGAAAACCCAUUUCAAAAUGUCCAAACUUGGCUGUUUGUUUUUAGUCUGGGCGGUAUGUGAAGGAUUGGUUACCAGUGAACAACAAAAUGGAUUUGUGCAACCAUUGGAUUUCGGACCAAUCUUUAACUCUGGAGAUUCGGGGGUUUCUACGCUGGCCUCAAAGCCUAUUGCGGCACCCUUACUAAAAGUAGAUAAGAACCAAUAUCCCCAAUUAUUUGACACUGUUGUCAGUAGUUCCAUCGAUUCCCUACAAACUCGAGUAGCGCCUAAACAUAAUGCAUUUUCUGCUGAAAACUUUGGUUUCAAUCCUAUUGCCAGUCAAAGCUUUUUGCCACCGGGCAGACCUGCUAAAUUAGUCGCACAACCCAAGCAACGUCAAAGCCAGCAUCAUCCAAUACCUAUCGGUCAGCAGCUUGGUCCCUUGAGAUACGAUAUCCGCACCGUACACGACGCUGAUUAUAAAGUUUACAAACCCGAAGAACAAGAGGAACAAGGAGAAGAAAUAUUAUCUGCUUUGAAAAAAAAUCCUAGUGUAGCUGCUUAUUUCAAACCCUCGCAGACUAAUGUGGAAGUAGCUCAUCCAUUAAACUAUCGCAAAGAAGAGCUAAAUGAAAAUAUUGAAAUCGAACAAAAUUACAAGCCAAACGAUUAUAUUCCAGGGCCAUCUCGUAUUCGACGAUACACCAACGGAAGGCAAAGAGAUAAUCUAAAGAAGAGCAGUGAUGAGGAAGAUCCUUAUGAUUACAGCGUUGAUUAUUCGUCAAAGCCUAAGGCUUUCGACAGCGAAUUGUACAGUAGCGCUUAUAAAGAGCAAAAGGACCCUAACAAGGAUUAUGAAUACCCUGGAUACGAUUCUGGAUAUGACCACAAGGAAUAUGAAAGAAUAAAAGAAUUGUCAGAAAAACAGGCUGCGGAAAUAAAACAAAAUCCUGGCAAUUGUAAAGAAGUUAAAAAAGACGGUAUGACCUGCACGACCUGCAAGGACCCAAAGACUGGGGGAAACUUUGAGUCGUGUUCCUAUGUAGCCGAACCUAAAAAUAAUAAAUAUGCUUAUUCCAAAGAAAGAAAAUUUGAUAGCAAUGAUGAGCCUGAAGAAGCUGAAGCACCAGCAAAUGAUAAACCAGCAAAAAAAUCUGAAAGAUAUGAACAAGCUGAUGACAGCAGUGAACACUCAAAUAGUAAAUACUCGAAGCCAGCUUCGGAAUCCAGUACAGAAGAUGAUUCAAAAGAAAAAUAUAAAUCAUACUACAUCCAUAAUUCUAAACCCACCCCAAGCGAAGCUUUACGAGCGGCAGAAGACAAACAGAGCUCCGAAGAAGAGGAAGAUAGUCCCCGAAGAAGCAAGUCCAGUUAUGAUUAUAAAAAAGCUCUGCCUGGCUUUUAUACUGACAAUGAGCCCAAAAAAGACGUUGAACAUGUGCUAGCGGAGUUUAAGAAAAAAGAUAGAUCGUCUUGUAAGAAAGUUCAGAAAAACGGAAUGACAUGCUACCAGUGCAUUGAUAAAAAUGGCCAGAAGAAUGAAGAAUGUAUGUUCGUUUCAGAAUCUGCUCCUAAGCGCAGCCACUUAGCCUAUCAAGAACUAAAAGAGUUCACAUCUAGACCAGCAACGCUAGACCAAGGAAACGAGGGUGCUGAAAGCAAAACUGUCACGACCAGUGCUCCCCCAGCGCAAAAGUCAGCUGCUUAUGUAGUGGACGCUAACACAUAUGGCAAGAAAUUAAAGCGGAAGAAAGCAUCACAAACACCAGUUGCUGCCGCAAUCAACCCAAUCGUCAGUGCUGUGAAGCCAGUGCCCGUAGCUGUUAAUGCACGCAAAACCAAGAGAAGUGUCGAGUCCGACGUUGAGGAGAAGGCCAAGAUAAUUGAUGAGACAGAGGUAGCGCCUCCAGAAGAGUUUGCCGGAAGUGAUUCUAAAGGAGCUUUUUGGGCUGAAACGAUGCCGAGAUACAGCGCUAGUUUAGGUGUCACUCUGCCUGAGUACAUGCUGUCAAGGUCAGAGCACGAAAUUUCGUUUGAUGAAACUGUCGCGAGCGCGUAAAACUAAUCUAAGGCCUGAUUUGUUAGCCAAUAAACUCAGUAUUAGUAGAGCGUGUCGGUUGUACAACGCUUUAGAUAAAAGCUGAACAAAAGGUAACAACGGGUAUUGUUGCGUAAUAGUAAAAUAAGAUUUCACAGACUGACGCGUUGCGAGUCAAAUAUGAAAAACAAAUGUAUCCGCAGCCGACCCAAACUAACACAAAUUUAUUGGUAAUGUUUCCGUUGGCUAUUAUAAUAUAAUUAGGAAUGUACGGUUUUCCGUGGAUACGAUCAUUUAAGAUGUAUUGACGAACUUUGUACACGAUGACUGUUCAUUUUAUCUCAAUAAGUUACGUUGUUAACUAGUUAUAGAUGUUAUGAAAUUAUUAAAUUUGAUUGUUACUUUA
Trichoplusia ni (cabbage looper) is the source of this 3187-nucleotide messenger RNA. RefSeq lists its product as uncharacterized. The record is from RefSeq and is a predicted model, not a curated record. The transcript has 3 exons. Lineage: Eukaryota; Metazoa; Arthropoda; Insecta; Lepidoptera; Noctuidae. Bases 781 to 2802 code for a protein of 673 amino acids.